AUGUCACCCGUAGCAGCACCAUCCCUUACUCCCCUCCCCUUCUCUCCCCUCUCGGACCAGUACACUGCGCUCGCUAAAGCUGGAUCCAACGUAGAAGCCAAAGCAGCAGCCGACGCCAUCGCCUUAUCUCUCAAGAAAGCUCCCAGGUCUUUAGACGCUCUACAAGAUGGAAAGGUCGUCGACGUGGUCUUACUGUGGAUCUCAUCCAAAUCGGGAUAUGAGAGGGAAUCAGCACCUGUCUUAGUCGAAAGGAUUUGUAAAUCAUUGGGAACAGGUAUUGAAGGUGUUUUCUUGCCUCUCAUUCCAUCUUUGUUGAACCUUGCUAUGGAUAAGGGACAACCCGUAAGAACUGCCGUCAACUCAGCUAUGAACGCGCUCAUCAAAGCUUCUGCACCCGAGGGAUCAAGGAUGAUCUUAGAUGUCUUGUGUAAGGCUUUAGAAGAUUCGAAAGGUUGGAGAUCAAAGGUAGCAGCUUUGAAAGCUAUUGAAAAUCUGAUUAAACCUGGUGCAGAUGAUUAUAUCGCUCAGGAAUUAGGUCAUGUUAUCCCCUUCGUGGAACAUGCCAUGCACGAUACCAAAUCUGAGGUCUCCGCCGCUGCUCAAAAAACCGCUACUACCCUAUGUGGUAUCCUUCCCAACCCAGAUGUACUCAAACAUAUCAACCUUUUGGUCUCAGCUAUGGCUUCCCCAGCAGCCGUACCAGGAACUAUUAAAGGUCUAUCAUCCACCACCUUCGUUGCUGAAGUCAAUGCACCCACACUCGCAGUGAUGGUACCCCUCUUAUCUCGAGCAUUGAAAGAACGAUCGACUGACGUUCAACGAAUGACCUGUAUCGUCAUUGGAAACUUGGUCAAAUUGGUUAGAGACCCUACCGUCGCUGCUAGAUACCUCGGACCAUUAUUUGGUGGUGUGGAACAACUUGCCAAAGGAGCUGCUUUCCCCGAAAUCAGAGCUUUCGCUCAAACCGCUUUGGAUAUCCUUAUCGGUGCAGGUGCUUCUGCCAACGCUACUCCCCUUCCACCCAGAGAUAUCAUCCUGGCCGUUACCGAGGCUUUGACAAUUAUGGCUCCUCAUCUGGACGUUCAAGGAUUACCCGCUCACCCCUCUUUACCUCUCUCAUCAUCCAUGCCUUCCUCACCCGUAUUGGCUCACGCAAUCGAAUAUCAAGCGAACGUAGUGGCUGACUUGGUCGAUAUGCGAAGAUGGGAUGCGAGCACAUGGGAGACCAAAGGUUUAGGAUCAUUCAUGAAAUUACUUCUUGGUGCGGAGCAGGGCGCGGAAGCCACUCAAGCUAUAAGAAAGGCAUUCAUGGAUAUUGAUAAAGCCAAGUAUGCUCCUGCGGAAGAAGAUGAUGGCUCAGAAGGUCAAUUGUUAUGUGAUAUUCAAUUCUCAUUGGCUUAUGGUGGUUUGUUAUUGUUAAAUCACACGAACCUGAAAUUGAGAAGAGGUAGAAGAUAUGGUAUCUGUGCAGCGAACGGUGCUGGUAAAUCAACGUUGAUGAAAGCUAUCAGGGAUGGCAAGGUCGAAGGUUUCCCACCUCAAGAUGAGCUCCGAACCAUCAUGGUAGAACACGCUCUUCAAGGUGAAGAUACCUCCAUCGCCAUCUUAGACUUCAUCUCUGCCGAUCCCAAAUUAGCCAAGAAGACCAAAGAUGAGAUCUCAGCGAUGCUGUUGUCGGUCGGUUUCUCCGACGAGAAGCAGAGAGAUCCAGUAGCUUCCCUUUCUGGUGGUUGGAAGAUGAAGUUGGAAUUGGCCAGAGCCAUGUUGAUUGGUGCUGAUAUCUUGUUACUUGACGAACCUACCAAUCACUUGGAUGUUCAGACUGUCGCUUGGUUGGAAGAUUAUGUAUGUAACCUCCCUGACAUCACUUGUAUGAUUGUAUCGCACGAUUCUGGUUUCUUAGAUAACGUUUGUACCGAUAUUAUUCACUACGAGGAGAAGAAACUUGUAUACUACCCUGGUAACCUUUCCAAAUUCGUGGAGAGAGUCCCAUCUGCCAAAUCUUACUACACCCUCGCUGCUACUUCCAUCAAGUUCUCCUUCCCUCCACCUGGUUCGUUGAUGGGUGUCCGAUCCAACACUCGAGCCAUCAUGAAAUUGGCCAACUGUACCUUCACUUACCCAGGAGCUGCCCGACCGUCUUUGAAGAAUGUAUCAUGUUCGCUCUCCUUAUCCUCGCGAGUCGGUAUCGUCGGACCCAACGGUGCUGGUAAAUCGACUUUGAUCAAGUUAUUGACCGGAGAGACUGUACCUCAAGAAGGAUCCGUACAUAAACACCCGGCUUUACGUGUUGGGUACGUCGCUCAGCAUGCUUUCCACCAUAUCAACCAGCAUCUCGACAAGACCGCUGUCCAAUAUAUCCAAUGGAGAUACCAAGAUGGACACGAUCGAGAGAUGCUGGAGAAGGCUACCAGAGUGUUCACCCCAGAAGACCUGGAGAUGAUGGAGAGGCCUAUCGAAGGUAAAGAUGGUUCAUUGAGAAAGAUCGAGAUGAUUCUCGGUAGAUCGAAAUUGAAGAAAACAUUCCAGUACGAAGUUAAAUUCAAGGGAAUGACUCAUAAAUACAAUGCCUGGUUACCCCGGGAUCUCCUUAUCGAGAAAGGUUUCCAGAAGUUGGUGGGUCAAUUCGAUGAUAUGGAAUCGUCUAGAGAAGGUGCUGGACAAAGAGAUACGGCGGCGUCAGCUGUGAGAGAAGUGCUAGAAGCAGUCGGAUUAGACGGUGAUAUUGCCCAAUAUAACGAGAUGUCGGGAUUGUCAGGUGGUCAAAAGGUCAAAGUGGUCAUUGCUGCUUCUAUGUUCAACAGACCACAAUGUCUCUUCUUGGACGAACCUACCAAUUUCUUAGAUCGAGAGGCCCUCGGUGGUCUGGCAGUAGCCAUCAAAGAAUGGGGAGGAGCCGUCUGUAUUAUCUCGCAUUCUCAGGAAUUCGUCUCCGCUCUAUGUCCCGAGAUAUGGCAUGUCGAUAAUGGAGAAUUGACACAUAAAGGCAAAGUGGCCAUUGUCGAAGAUGCCUUUGAUAAUCCUUCCAACCCAACUUCAAGAGCUACUUCUAAAGCUGGUACACCUCGAGUUGCCGGAUCUGCUACACCCACUACGGGUGCGAACACUCCUGCUGGAAGUGCUGCUCCCUCAGGAACGGAUGAGAUUGUCGAUGGAGUAGCUAAAAUCAUGAUGAAGAAAAAGAAGAAGAAGAUGACCAGAAAUGAACUCAAGGCUCAAGAGGAAAGAAGAAGAUUGAGGAAAUUGAACUGGUUGACUUAUGGUGGUGAGAGAGAACCUGAUACCGAUGAUGAGUAA
Molecule: messenger RNA, 3297 nt
Organism: Kwoniella botswanensis
Lineage: Eukaryota; Fungi; Basidiomycota; Tremellomycetes; Tremellales; Cryptococcaceae
Exons: 7
Coding region: 1-3297 (1098 amino acids)
Molecular function (GO): ATP hydrolysis activity; ATP binding
Source: RefSeq, a predicted model, not a curated record